UUCUGGGUACGAGAGAUACAAAGACAAAAACAAAUUACAUCUUGCCCCCAAGGAGCUUACAUUCUACUGGGAAUGGAAUUUUACCAAACAACUGGCUAGACAUUGAUCCAGAAAACGUGGUCAUAUUCUACUCUGGACAUUCUGAAUGGAGAACAGAGACAAAAACACACAAAACCUACAACAUUAGUGGUGACAGGCUAGCUUGGGUACCAUAGAACCAUGGAGGGUUUUAAUGUUGUCAGACUAUAGUUAGCUUAUGACUGAUAAUGUGUAAUUUCCUGAAAAACCUUUAUUAUUCUAUUGAAUUGUUCAGAUUCUGUUUCCCCAUUUGGGGAAACUCUACCCCAAAUUCUAAGACCUGUGCAUAGAAAAGGAAUUUGGUAAACUCUCCAUCAACCAGGAUCAUGCCCAAAUUAGGGAAACAGGGUAAGGAAUCCUACAUAAUUGCAUGAAAACCUCUGAGGUUGGUUCUACCUCAACUUGUAAAGAAAGUACCAUAUAAAUAUGAAUUAUUAUCAUUAAACCACUACCACAGGUUUAUAUGGCCAGAAUCUGACACCUUUAAUCACCAUAGGUAAUAAGGUUCUGUCUCUCUCUCUCUCCAUGGGAAGGGCUACUCCAGGUAAAUUCAGCUCCAUAUGCACUGGUUAAAUAUUAAGAAAAGUCUUAAGUAUGAUUCUAAGAGCAGAAUGUCUCUGUCCUCCCCCGCCACCACACCAAAUGAUUUCCUGGUCUUUUUUCAGACUCUCUUCUUGCCAUGGACAUAGGAUGAUCAUGACCUCAAACCAGAAAGUCAAAAGUGAGACAUCUGCCAGAAAAUCCAAAACCUCGCAUUGACCUUCCAAUAUCUCUUCCUUCUAAGCACAGUGAAUAUUUGUAGCUUAGGCAAAUUCAAGGUGUAGUUGUCUAAGCCAAGGGUACUCACUUAAUUGGAGGGUGGAAGGAUGGAGAUGUGGGUGACCCUUAAAUUUUCCUCCAUUAUUAUAGUUUUAAAGAGCAAGUUUUUCUUUUUAUCAGUUAUCAGUGGUUUUUGGAGUGUGGUCUCCAUCCACUUGUGAUGACUGGGGGCCUUCAGAUAUCUGUCUGUAGGCUGGGCCAAGAUGGAAGAGGAUGGGAUGGCACCUAUGUGAGGUGCCAAGAGCCAGAAGAGAGACAGACAGAGAGACAGAGACAGACAGAGAGAGGAAAGGGCCAACUAUUCUCAGUCAUUCUACAGUCAUUCCAUACUGAAAAAUACAACUUAGGGGCAAUGGACAAAGGUAUUAUACUGGUGCUGCUAUCAGAAACACCCUCUCUCUUCCCCAUGAUUCUAAACUGAUGCAAGCCAUUACUACAGGCACGGAAAAGGGAGGCCCAGAAAUGUCUUCAGGAUACUCCAUCUGACACAUAAUUUCAGAUCAAUUGGAGUGGGUCAAAAGACAACAUCACCUCUGGGGGUGUUUUUGCUGAAGAGGAAACAGGUGGGAUAAAUGGGCAGUGUUUAUGAGAACUGCCGCUCUAGACAGCCAUGGUUUCUAAAUGAACAUCCCCUUGGCAUCUGACGCCAUUUUGGGGAAACCCCUUCCUUUUUUCACAACUAUCCCUUCCCUGAUCAGUCUGAGAAGAUUCCAUUGGCCAAGGUUCCUUCACAGGAACAAAAUCCAAGAAGAGUCAAUAAUGCUUUGCUCCCUUUCUUAGCCUCCUUGUCCUCUCUCUCUCCCCCAAAGCUUUCCUCCUCACAGACGUUACUCUGGUCUACGUUUUUAAUUGCUUGUCACUUGUUUUCUUCCACCUCAGAACCUCUCACCGGCAGAGAGGAGACCAACUGUCCAUCUGAGGCCUGGGUGACUGCCAUGGAGGGGCCUUGAAGAGGGCCCACCAGAGUGAUCAGCUGAAUGAAAUGGCCCCAGGGGAAGGUGAAGUGCUGGUGCUGGGGAGAAGGAAGCAAGCCUGGGCAGCGGGAGCCAGGACAGCCCGACCAUGCCUCCACCCUGGCUCCUCAUUUAAUUUCCUCCCCAGCCCCUCCCACCGUGCCUUGGCCUGACCCAGGCAGUGUCUCUAACUGGUUGGCACACAUCCCUCCCACUGGCCUUCACAUCCAGUAUGUUUGGGGAGGAGUCUGUCCCUAAUCAUCCUGGGGCCUCUCCCUAAAGAUUUUCUUUCUGCUGGGCAAGCUUCUGCUUUCCUCUGCCUUUGUCCACAGCAGGAGCCGAGGCAUGGAGGUGGUGAGCAGCCCACUGACCACACAUGUACUGGACACUACCUCGGGCCUGCCGGCCCGGGGCCUCUGCCUUCGCCUCUUCAGGCUUGAGGACUGUGACCAGCGAUGGACUGAACUGAGGAAAAGUUACACCAACACUGAUGGCCGCUGCCCAGGGCUCUUAACUCCCGAACAAAUGAAGGCCGGCACCUACAAGCUGUUCUUUGACACGGAAGGUUAUUGGAAAAAGAUGGGACAAACCAGCUUCUAUCCAUAUGUGGAGGUUGUUUUCACCAUCACAAACGAGGCCCACAAGUUCCACGUGCCCCUGCUGCUGAGUCCAUUCUCCUACACCACCUACAGAGGAAGCUAGAUGGCCAAGAACCAGAGAGACAAGUGAGCUGGCCAGGACCGCCCUGCCUCACUGCCAGCCUGCCAGCCCCCAGCCCCGGCCACUUUCUGUCCAGCAUCUUUAGUCUCACUCCCUACCUGGUAGCUCCCCAACAAGCUGCUGAAGAGAUCAAUAAAUUCUGUGCUGAUCUCUC
Messenger RNA from Phascolarctos cinereus (koala), 2724 nucleotides. Its product is annotated as 5-hydroxyisourate hydrolase-like. The record is from RefSeq and is a predicted model, not a curated record. NCBI's taxonomy places the organism in Eukaryota, Metazoa, Chordata, Mammalia, Diprotodontia, Phascolarctidae. Gene Ontology annotation, biological process: purine nucleobase metabolic process. Gene Ontology annotation, molecular function: hydroxyisourate hydrolase activity.